Macadamia integrifolia is the source of this 1244-nucleotide messenger RNA. RefSeq names its product TATA-box-binding protein-like. Bases 1 to 891 code for a protein of 296 amino acids. The transcript is spliced from 9 exons. Gene Ontology annotation, biological process: DNA-templated transcription initiation. NCBI's taxonomy places the organism in Eukaryota, Viridiplantae, Streptophyta, Magnoliopsida, Proteales, Proteaceae. The record is from RefSeq and is a predicted model, not a curated record. Gene Ontology annotation, molecular function: DNA binding; RNA polymerase II general transcription initiation factor activity.
AUGCAGCCACAACAUCGAAGAGCUUGCUCAAGUACUGGAGAGGAGGCUGCGGUUGAAACAGACAACAACGAAGACGAAGAAGGGUCAUUUUUUAACUUGGAGUUUGCGAUUCCUGAUGAAGAAGACGGUGAAGGCAGAGAUGACCACAAGAACCCCAGUGUAGUUGACGAGGAAGAUGAUGGAGAUUCCUUGACAGGAAUAGAUGGAGAAAAAGAGUUCAAAUCCAUGCUGUCUUCUGGGUCGAGCAGUGGCAGAACGGACCUGAAUCUCUCGCUUUCCCCUUCUGGUGAUCUCUUCCUCAAAGGAAGGCUUGUGCCUUUCGAUCCAUCAUCACUUGCUGCCAAGUUCCGCUAUUCACUUUGGGGUUGGACGUGUGGGGCAGGUGACUCAUGGCUGACUCAUAUUAAGGGACUCUUUCUGGCAACUCUCCCUGCAGCACCCCCCCCGAGGCCUAUGCCUCAAAUCCUUCUGAAAACAUUGGAUGAGAGGUUACCUGCUGUUUGCGAAGCUUUUGUAGUCCUUAUGGUCUGUACUGGAGCCAAGAGUGAACAAGAGUCAAAAUUGGCAGCAAGAAAGUAUGCUCGAAUAAUUCAGAAACUUGGUUUUCCUGCGAAGUUUAAGGACUUCAAAAUUCAGAACAUUGUUGGCUCCUGUGAUGUGAAAUUUCCCAUUAGGCUUGAAGGUCUUGCAUAUUCUCAUGGUGCCUUUUCCAGUUAUGAACCAGAGCUCUUCCCUGGCCUAAUCUACCGGAUGAAACAACCAAAGAUUGUUCUGCUCAUAUUCGUGUCUGGAAAAAUUGUUCUCACAGGGGCUAAGGUUAGAGAUGAAACUUACACUGCCUUUGAGAACAUAUACCCAGUUCUUACAGAGUUCAGGAAAAGCCAGCAAUGAUAAACCUCCUGCAUACCACACAGCUUGUCAUCGUGACUCUUUUGAGAAGGGAAGUUUGCUGCUGUGUUGCUGAUGGUGAAAUCAACUGUAAAUACAUGAUAAAAGAGGCUGAUAUAGUGGGCUUUCAUCAUCAGAUAAUUUAUUUAUGGAGUCUGCAGGAGUUUUUCCUAAUUUGGUCCUGUUUUGCAGCCCUUCUUCGAGUAUGCAUUCCUGUUGGUUGCUCUACUUGUGAGGGGGUCUGACAGUAGCAUAGGUUUAGGGAAGAGGUGUAAAAGAUGGAUUUUGCUGUAAACAAAUUACUGAAAGAAUUUUUUUUGUUAAUAAGAAACUGGUCUUCUUCAUCUUUUGGAUUA